Molecule: messenger RNA, 909 nt
Organism: Debaryomyces fabryi
Lineage: Eukaryota; Fungi; Ascomycota; Pichiomycetes; Serinales; Debaryomycetaceae
Gene: PHB2
Product: prohibitin subunit
Exons: 1
Coding region: 1-909 (302 amino acids)
Biological process (GO): mitochondrion organization
Cellular component (GO): mitochondrion; membrane
Source: RefSeq, a predicted model, not a curated record
AUGAGUCAACAAAACUGGAAGAACUUGUCAAACGAAUUAAGACGUAGGGCAGCACAAGGUGGUGGAGCUGGAGGACCAAAUCGUAAGUCUCCAUUCGCCGCAUUUGCUGGUAUUGGGGGAAUCUUAUUGUUAGGGGGUGUUUCGAUUUUGGCACAGAAUUCGUUGUUUAAUGUUGAUGGUGGUCAAAGAGCCAUAGUAUACUCGCGUAUUAAUGGUGUUCAGCCAAAGAUUUAUCCAGAAGGUACACAUUUUGUCAUGCCAUGGUUUCAGAGACCAAUUGUGUAUGACGUUCGUGCUAAACCAAGAAAUGUAGCUUCGUUAACUGGUACGAAAGAUUUACAAAUGGUGAACAUUACUUGCCGUGUGUUGUUCAAGCCAGACAUAUUCCAAUUACCAACCAUUUACAGAACUUUAGGUACUGAUUAUGAUGAAAAAGUGUUGCCAUCGAUUGUGAACGAAGUAUUGAAAUCGGUUGUGGCUCAAUUCAACGCAUCUCAAUUGAUCACCCAGAGAGAAAGAGUAUCCCGUUUAGUCAAGGAAAACUUGGUCCGUCGUGCUGCCAAGUUCAACAUCAACUUAGAUGAUGUUUCGUUGACAUUCAUGACGUUCUCGCCUGAAUUUAGUGCUGCUGUUGAAGCCAAGCAAAUUGCUCAACAAGAUGCUCAAAGGGCUGCAUUCAUCGUUGAUAAGGCUAUUCAAGAGAAGCAACAAUUGGUUGUUAAGGCUUCUGGUGAAGCUAAAUCUGCUCAAUUGGUUGGUGAAGCCAUCAAGAAGUCUAGAGACUAUGUGGAAUUGAAGAGAUUAGAUACUGCCAGAGAAAUCGCUGCUAUUUUGGCUAACUCUCCAAACAGAAUUUUGUUGGAUAACGACACCUUAUUAUUGAACACUGUUGUUGAUGGUCGUAAAUGA